Molecule: messenger RNA, 8000 nt
Organism: Herpailurus yagouaroundi (jaguarundi)
Lineage: Eukaryota; Metazoa; Chordata; Mammalia; Carnivora; Felidae
Gene: SACK1H
Product: family with sequence similarity 83 member H
Exons: 5
Coding region: 2559-6344 (1261 amino acids)
Biological process (GO): signal transduction; positive regulation of cell migration; intermediate filament cytoskeleton organization
Cellular component (GO): keratin filament
Molecular function (GO): keratin filament binding; protein kinase binding
Source: RefSeq, a predicted model, not a curated record
CGCACGACGCCGGUCCGGCAGGGGCCGAGUGGGAAGGGGCCGGGUGGGGGUGGGGGUGGGGGUGCCGAGGCCAUCCGCGCUCGCUCCCUCCCUCGCGGCCUAGCUGGAGCCUGGGGAGAGUGCCGGGCCCUGCCUGACCCCUUCCCUGGGGGCGCCUGGGCCUGGGGACGGCUGGGGUGGCCCAGGCGGUCUGGUUUCCUGCGUGGAGCGUAGGGAGAGCGGGAGGCCCGCGUCCCCUCGCGCCCGGAGUCCCGAACUGGGGCGGGUGGAGGGGACGCCAGGCCUGGGCGGUCGCUGACUCCUUGGGUGCAGUAAUCCCUUUCGGUCCUGCGGGGCACACCCCGAAAACUACGACUCGCCAACUUCCAGUCUGUGAGUCCCAUCGGGCCGACCCCCGUCCCCCUCCCGCGCCCCCGCCUCCAUAUGCCUAACGCUUCCACCUGCUUCCUGCGGUGAGCCUCCCGCACACGUCCGCACGGAGCCCGGGGUCACCUCCUGUGCAUUAGCCCCAGAGCCUUUCCUCCUUCCCGUCGCUUAGAAAACCCACCUCCUGCCCAGGUGGGAAGGACCCACGCUCUGAAAGCUCCUAGAGCCCUCAGGGCCCUGGAGGAUUUGUGGGCCUUGUGUCAGAGGUCAGAGGUCAGCAGCGGAGGUGCAGAUCCCUGCUGAGUCAUGGGCUUGGGUGGGAUGGGGCCCCUCCCUCCCUUAGGGCAGGCCUGCGGAGGAGGACGACGGGUUCCCCAGAGGGGGCUGGAGAGCGGCCUCUGCCCGGUCCACAGUUCAGGGGUGCGCAAAGUGAAAGGACUAAGGUCAUUGGAUUAUGGAUGUAUUACGGCGUGAGGCCAUGCAGUGGUCACUCAGGAUGGGCACCCCCUUCCUGGUGGGCCCUGGCGGAUGAGCUGGCUCCUUGUUCAUCAUGGGAUUUCCACCCCCACCCCCCACCCCCAUCGCAGGCAGCCUGGACAGGUUGUGUUGAAUCCCCUUCUGAGUAAAGUGCAGGGGGCGGCAUCCCUUCUGUGGUUCCCCACCUUGGGAAGUGCUCCCUCUCAAAUGUAGUGAGCAGGAAAGUGCCCCCAAAGCCCUGCUUGGCCCAACACUGACCCCAUACAGCCAGGUCCACAGUGUCUGCCCAGAACCACCCUCUGUCAGAUACUGUGUAAGACACGCACCCCGGCCCCCAGCCCCGGGGUCAGGCACAGUGGGAGGCCCCACUACAGACAGGCCUGCACCUUGUUCCUUAACGUGGUCCUGCUAUGAGGACAGCAUGGGGAUCCUGUAUGUAACCACACCAGAGGGUGGUGCCCCCAUGAGGGAGCGUCCGAAGAACUUUUCCUUAAUACACCAGGUAGCAUCUGCUGGAUGUGGAUGGGAUGGCACACAGAAGUACCCCCUCCCACCUUUGGGUUAGCUUGUCCCCCACCCCAGGAGGUGGACAGGCCCCCCUACCUAACCUUCACAUCAUGCUCAGCCUGUCACCAAAGGGGGACAGGAAAGUUUCCUCAGGUCACCGCACACAACAGUCUUGGUCCCAAUGUUCCCUGGCUGCCCAGUGACCCCAUCCAGUCGGCGUCACCCGCCGCUCCUGCUGAGCAGGGCACACUGGGGAGUCUUGCAGGACCGGCGUCCAGGAACCCGUGAGCCGGGCGGGAUCUGAAAUCCAGCUCAGUCCCAGCCCCAAGUUGCAGCCCCGGUGGGGUGGGCAGUGCGUGGGGCUCUCCUUCCAGGGUAUCCGGGCAGUUCUGCGAUUGUGGAUCCAAAAGCGGCCCCCACGUGGCCUUCCGGAGCUAAUGGUAGCUCCUCCCAGCCUAGGUCCCCUCGGGCCCUCGGGGAACAGGUGGACUGGAGCGGGCCACGCCUGGCUUGGGUGUCAGUGUGAGGUUGGGGCAAGUGGUGAGGACGGGGAGGCACAUUUGGAGCCCAGGAUGAGCCUGACGGCCACAGCAAAAGGCUCUGAUUUCAUCUGGAACACAGUGAGAAGCAGAGCAUGACCGGGGACUUGGGAAGACCACCGCUGCCCACAUCUGCUGGGGGUUGGGGGGGGGGUGGCGCUUGGGAGAUUUUAUCUGGAAAUAAAUAGUGGCUAAAAACAGUGGAGGGGUGGGCCAGAGGGAAGCAAGUGGUCCCGGUGGGCAGGGGUCAGAGUUGGAAGGGCUGUGAAGUCCGUGAAUGGGCUGUGGGGCUCACGGUGACCCAUAGGAUGGGGUCCCCCAUAGGAAGUUCUUGAGCUUCACGCCGAGUCCUGGGACAAAAGUAGUGACGAGUUUGUGUGCUGAGCUCAUGUUGGGCCAGGUGUGGUAUCAGGUCGACCCUGACAGCUGCAUUUUCCAGUGGAGAUAAUGAGCCAGAGAGGCAGUGAGUGGCCCUGGGUCCCCUCUCAGCCCCCUGCACUGCAGACAGACACAGGCGGGGGGCCACCCGACUGGUCGGUACACACAAUGCCAGAGGCCCACGAAAAUACAUUAAUGCCAAAGGCAGAAGGAAAAAGUGACUAUAAUAAAGAAUCCAGUCUGGAUCGUGUUUUCCUUGUAACAACAAUCAUAAAAUACUGAUUUUCUCCUAUGGAGGAAGGGCCCACAAAGAGGUGCCUGGGUCACAGAGUUCCUAAAAUAACCCCGAGCGGGGUCUGCGUGCAGCCGGAACCCCUGCGGGGAAACCAGGCUGCAAGCACUCCUGAGGUCCUGGCCGGAGCAAGGGCCCAGCCAGCACGGAACAACAUGAGACAGGGCCGGGGGCGGGCCUGUGCCUGGGCGCUCUGCUGGCCUGCCCCAGCUGGGGGGCAGUCUGGGUCCAGGCGUGUCUGGAAGGCCUGCAGUAACGUGUCUCCCCGCCCCUCCCAGGCCGCUGGCCCCGACAUGGCCCGUCGCUCCCAGAGCUCCUCGCAGGGGGACAACCCGCUGGCACCUGGGUACCUGCCGCCUCACUACAAAGAGUACUACCGCCUGGCGGUGGACGCCCUGGCUGAGGGCGGGCCAGAGGCCUACAGCCGCUUCCUGGCGUCCGAGGGGGCACCUGCCUUCCUGUGCCCUGAGGAGCUGGAGCAUGUGAGCCGUCACCUGCGGCCCCCACAGCAUGUUGCUCGAGAGCCCCCUGAAGGCAGUCCUCCCAAUGUGGACAUGGAUGGCUCCUCAGGCACCUACUGGCCCAUGAACUCAGACCAGGCAGUGCCCGAACUCGACCUAGGCUGGCCCCUGACCUUCGGCUUCCAGGGCACUGAGGUUACCACCCUGGUGCAGCCACCACCGCCUGACAGCCCCAGCAUCAAGGAUGAGGCUCGAAGGAUGAUCCGCUCAGCCCAGCAGGUGGUGGCCGUGGUGAUGGACAUGUUCACUGACGUGGACCUGCUUGGGGAGGUGCUGGAGGCAGCGGCACGCCGCGUCCCGGUCUACAUCCUCCUGGAUGAGAUGAACGCGCAGCACUUCCUAGACAUGGCCGACAAGUGCCGUGUCAACCUGCACCACGUGGAUUUCUUGCGUGUGCGCACUGUGGCGGGCCCCACCUACUACUGCCGCACUGGGAAGUCCUUCAAGGGCCACGUGAAGGAGAAGUUCCUGCUGGUGGACUGCGCCGUGGUCAUGAGUGGGAGCUACAGCUUUAUGUGGUCCUUCGAGAAGAUCCACCGAAGCCUGGCGCACGUGUUCCAAGGCGAGCUGGUCUCCAGCUUCGAUGAGGAGUUCCGCAUCCUCUUCGCGCAGUCCGAGCCGCUGGUGCCCUCGGCCGGGGCGCUGGCCCGCAUGGACGCUUACGCCCUGGCUCCGUACGCGGGGGCUGGGCCCCUUAUGGGCGGCCAGGUGACCGGGGCGCCGACCCCUUUCUCCUUCUCUAAGCGAGCGCACCUCCUGUUUCCACCGCCCCGGGAAGAGGGCCUGGGCUUCCCCUCCUUCCUCGACCCCGACCGCCACUUCUUGUCCGCCUUCCGCCGGGAGGAGCCCACGCGGAUGCCCGCGGGAGCCCUGGAGCCGCACGCGGGGCUGCGGCCGCUGUCGCGGCGGCUGGACGCCGAGGCGGGACCGGGCGGGGAGCUCGCGGGCCCGCGGGGCUUCUUCCAGGCCCGGCAUCUGGAGAUGGACGCCUUCAAGCGGCACAGCUACGCGGCCGCCGACGGCGGGGGCGCGGUGGAGAACUUCGCGGCCGCGCGGCAGGUGUCGCGGCAGACGUUCCUCAGCCACGGUGACGACUUCCGCUUCCAGACCAGUCACUUCCACCGCGACCAGCUCUACCAGCAGCAUUACCAGUGGGACCCGCAGCUGGCGCCGGCGCGCCCUCAGGGCCUGUUCGAGAAGCUGCGCGCCGGCCGCCCCGGCUUCGGCGACCACGACGACCUCGCGCUGGGGGGCGGGCCACGCUUCCCCGAGCUCGGCCCGGACGGACACCAGCGGCUGGACUACGUGCCGUCCAGCGCGUCGCGCGAGGUGCGCCACGGCUCGGACCCCGCCUUGGGCCCCGGGCCCCGCGGCCUGGAACCCGGCAGGGCCCCGCGCCCCAACCUUGGCCAGCGCUUCCCGUGCCAGGCGGUGGCGAGGCUGGGCCCGGAGGCCGCGCCCGACGCGGAGCCCGAGCGCAGGGGCGGCCCUGAGGGGCGGGCCGGGCUGCGGCACUGGCGCUUGGCCUCCUACCUGAGCGGCUGCCAUGGCGAGGACGCUGCCGACGAGGGCCUGCCGGUACCCAUGGAGGCCGAGGCCUACGAAGACGAUGUUCUGGUGCCCGGGGGACGAGUGGUCCCCGGGGACCUGCUCCCCUCGGCCUCCCGCGGGCCCGCACUCUUCCCGGCCAAGGGCGGCGGCGACGGCCUGGAGCGCGAGGGCCCGGAGGAGGCGGGCCUGGCCAAGCAGGACUCCUUCCGCUCGCGCCUGAACCCGCUGGUGCAGCGCAGCUCGCGCCUGCGCUCCUCGCUGAUCUUCAGCGCUUCGCAGGCCGAGGGCGCGGGUGGGGCCACGACGGCCACCGCCGAGAAGGUGCAGCUGCUGCACAAGGAGCAGACGGUCAGCGAGACGCUGGGCCCCGGCGGCGAGGCCGUGCGCUCCGCCACCUCCGCCAAGGUGGCUGAGCUCCUGGAGAAAUACAAGGGCCCGGCGCGUGACGCCGGAGGGGCGGGGGCUCCGGUCACAGUCGCCAGCCACAGCAAGGCUGUCGUGUCCCAGGCGUGGCGGGAGGAGGUGGUGGCGCCGGGUGGCGCAGGAAGCGAGCGCAGCAGCCUGGAGAGCUGCCUGCUGGACCUGCGCGACUCCUUCGCACAGCGGCUGCAUCAGGAGGCCGAGAGGCAGCCCGGAGCGGCCACGCUCACUGCCACCCAGCUGCUAGACACGCUGGGCCGGAGCGGCACCGACCGGCUGCCCUCUCGCUACCUUUCUGCCCAGGGCCGUUCCUCCUCCCCACAAGGGCGGGACAGCCCCCCGCUGGAGGGAGGCGCCCGCCAGGCGCCCCACGCUGAGCCGAAAGGGAGCCCCACCUCUGCCUACCCUGAGCCGAAAGGGAGCCCCACCUCGGCCUAUCCCGAGCGCAGGGGCAGCCCCGUGCCUCCUGUGCCAGAGCGCAGGGGCAGCCCCGUGCCCCCCUUGCCGGAGCGCAGGGGCAGCCCCGUGCCCCCCGUGCCCCCCGUGCCGGAGCGCAGAGGCAGCCUCACCCUUACCUUCCCCGGGGAGUCUCCCAAGACUGGGACCGCGGAGGAGCCGGCCGGCGGCCCCAUGGAAGUCCUGCGCAAGGGCUCCCUGCGCCUCCGCCAGCUGCUGAGCCCCAAGGGUGAGCGGCGUACGGAAGAUGAGGGCGGCUUCCCAGCGCCACAGGAGAACGGGCAGCCAGAGAGCCCCCGGCGGCCGUCGCUGGGCAGGGGUGAUAGCGCUGAGGCUGCCGCCGGUGACGAGCGGAGCCCGCGGGCGCGCAUGACCUCCGCCACGGCCAAUGCCUUGUACAGCAGCAACCUGCGGGAUGACACGAAAGCCAUUCUGGAGCAGAUCAGCGCCCACGGCCAGAAGCACCGCGGGGCCCCGGCCCCGGGCCUGACUCACAGCAGUCCCGAACUAGGCCGCUCACCAGCUGCCGGCGGCCUGGCCCCGGACAUGUCCGACAAGGACAAAUGUUCUGCCAUCUUCCGCUCGGACAGCCCGGGGACACAGGGCAGGCUGAGCCGCACGAUGCCCGCCAGCGCGGAGGAGCGCGACCGGCUGCUGCGUCGCAUGGAGAGCAUGCGCAAAGAGAAACGCGUCUACAGCCGAUUCGAGGUCUUCUGCAAGAAGGAAGAGGCCGGGGGCACGGGGGCAGGGGAGGCCCCUGCAGAGGAGGACACCAGGGACAGCAAGGUGGGCAAGUUCAUGCCCAAGAUCCUGGGCACCUUCAAAAGCAAGAAGUGAGUCUUCUGGCCCAGCAGUAGCCCAGGUCCAGGUGCCUGCGUCACUGCCACCCACCAGGCAGAGCACCUGCUCUCACGGGGGGGGGGGGGGGGGGGGCGGGGGGGGGGGGGGGCAGGGCCGCCCGCGGAGCACAGCCUGAGCCUGGCUCCGCCCCGAGCUCACCCAGCGGCGGGCCUGCCUUUUGCCUCUGGCCUCUCCCCUCUGGGGCUCCAGCCCCUCACUGCCCUGCGCCUCCGGCUCCAUGCCCGCCCCUGUGCCCUGAGCCUCCCCCUUCAGAUUCCUCUGCCUCCACCACCUGGUUGAGCUUCAGGUCCCCUAUAGACCUUCAUUCGCCUCAGGGCUUCAUCUCCUUGUGCCUUAGGCCCCCACCUUUUGGGGGGCCCACCUCUUUCUGCCUCGGCCCCCAUCUUCUUGGGGGGCCAUCUAUGCACCUCAGCCCCCCAUUCUUUGGGGGCCUCACGUCUCAGGGCUUCCGUGUCUCAGGGUUCCCCUCUGCUCACUGCCUCCCUGCUCUGCUGCUGCUUGGUCCUCCUUUCCCGGCUCCCGGCAGCCCCAGCCCCUCUCCCUCAGCCUCCCCCCUCCCCAGAGCCCGGUGUGUCCCCCCCCCUCCCCCGGCCCAUCACCAAGACAGGUGGCUCAGGUCUCACUUCCUGCCCUGCUCGCUCUCCUCACUGCCUCCCUCUCUGCCUCCUGGUACCUCCUGGUAGCCGCCCAUCCUCUCCCUGUGGGGACAGAGCUGCCUGUGGGUGACGCGUGUUGGGGGUGGGGCCAGACCCAAAGGCGGUCCCUCAGGAGGCGCCGUCCUGUCUGCUGGGCCACCGGCAGAUGGGGGCACAGAGGAACUGAGAGACCGCCUUGCCAAGAGGACUCAGGCCUGGCCACAUCUGGCCGUGCUCCAGCCAGCACCUGGUGAGGGGUGAGAGCUCCGAGUUUUGCAGCACGAAACCCUUCAGGUGGAUGAGGCCAGCCCGAGAAGGGCUGGAUGUGGAGCGCCAGGCCAGUACUCACGGGUGAGGGUUCUGGUUCAGGUCCCAGCCGACCCCAAGUCCGCCCCGUUCUGGUUCCUUUCUUCUUUGUCACCAACCCACGAGAUCGGAGUUUCCCUGCCGACCUUUCUUGUGUCUUUUUCACCUGUGGAGAGUGACUUUCGUUUGGAAUGACACAUUUUGGCACCAAAUGCUGAGGAAGACCCCUGCUGUAAGUUUUAACAUUGGGCAAUUAGUGUUUGUGCCACAGUUUUGGGGGUUUAAGUAUAAGAAAUGGCAGUCACUCGGACCGGGGAAGGACUGGACACACGAGGUCACUGAGCAAAGGCAGUACUGUGACUCCACGUGGCAGGAGAGGGAGGCUGGGGGGGACAGUUGCUCCUCAGCAGCUCAGUCUGGUUACCAAAGCCACGAGCCAGGUGAGGUGACAGCAGGGACUUGGGGCCAGGCGGAAAAGGUCCCCCAGGAGCCAGAUGCGCUGCGGUGCCCUUGGCCUGGCCGCACUUGCUGAUAAGUCUGCUUGCACCCUCCUGGUGCCGGCCUGUUGCCAAGGGGGAGCCCUGGCAGCCUCCUGUGUGCGUCCCCUGCGUGGUGCCGAAUAACAUCUCAAAUGUGACCCUGCACAUUUGGUGUUAACAAUAAAACACAAGAUUUUCCAACACAUUCCUAA